This is a messenger RNA of Propithecus coquereli (Coquerel's sifaka), 2935 nucleotides long. It is a transcript of the gene TPH2, whose product is annotated as tryptophan hydroxylase 2. The transcript has 11 exons. Gene Ontology annotation, biological process: serotonin biosynthetic process; aromatic amino acid metabolic process. The record is from RefSeq and is a predicted model, not a curated record. Lineage: Eukaryota; Metazoa; Chordata; Mammalia; Primates; Indriidae. The coding region runs from base 145 to 1620 and encodes 491 amino acids. Gene Ontology annotation, molecular function: tryptophan 5-monooxygenase activity; iron ion binding. Gene Ontology annotation, cellular component: neuron projection.
CAUUGCUCUUCAGCACCAGGGUUGUGGACAGCGACCUACGCCGGCUGCUGAUCGCACGCCCCUUCCUCUCAAUCUCCGCCAGACCUGCUGCUACUGCAGAGCUAGUCCCCCCUGUUGCAGAGAAAGGAAAUUACAUCGGGAACCAUGCAGCCGGCAAUGAUGAUGUUUUCAAGUAAAUACUGGGCAAGGAGAGGGUUGUCCCUGGAUUCAGCUGUGCCUGAAGAGCAUCAGCUACUUGGCAGCUUAACACUAAAUAAAGCUAACUCUGGGAAAAAUGAUGACAAGAAAGCCAACAAGGGAAGCGGUAAAAGUGAAACUGCUACCGAAAGUGGCAAGACAGCAGUUGUAUUCUCCUUGAAAAACGAAGUUGGUGGAUUGGUAAAAGCGCUGAGGCUCUUUCAGGAAAAACAUGUCAACAUGGUUCACAUCGAAUCUAGGAAAUCCCGACGAAGGAGUUCCGAGGUUGAAAUCUUUGUGGACUGUGAGUGUGGCAAAGCAGAAUUCAACGAGCUCAUUCAGUUGCUGAAAUUUCAAACCACAAUUGUGACGCUGAAUCCGCCAGAGAACAUUUGGACAGAGGAAGAAGAGCUAGAGGAUGUGCCCUGGUUCCCCCGGAAGAUCUCUGAGUUAGACAAAUGCUCUCACAGAGUUCUCAUGUAUGGUUCUGAGCUUGAUGCCGACCACCCAGGAUUUAAGGACAAUGUCUAUCGACAGAGAAGAAAGUAUUUUGUGGAUGUGGCCAUGGGUUAUAAAUAUGGUCAGCCCAUUCCCAGGGUGGAGUACACGGAAGAAGAAACUAAAACCUGGGGUGUCGUAUUCCGGGAGCUCUCCAAACUCUAUCCCACUCAUGCUUGCCGAGAGUAUUUGAAAAACUUCCCCCUGCUGACUAAAUACUGUGGCUACAGGGAGGACAAUGUGCCUCAACUCGAAGACGUCUCUGUGUUUCUGAAAGAAAGGUCUGGCUUCACGGUGAGACCAGUGGCUGGAUACCUGAGCCCACGAGACUUUCUGGCAGGACUGGCCUACAGAGUGUUCCACUGUACCCAGUACAUCCGGCAUGGCUCAGACCCCCUCUACACCCCGGAACCAGACACAUGCCAUGAACUCUUGGGACAUGUUCCACUGCUUGCGGAUCCUAAAUUUGCACAAUUUUCACAAGAAAUAGGUCUGGCAUCCCUGGGAGCAUCAGAUGAAGAUGUUCAGAAAUUAGCCACAUGCUAUUUCUUCACAAUUGAGUUUGGCCUUUGCAAGCAAGAGGGACAACUGCGGGCAUAUGGAGCAGGACUCCUUUCCUCCAUUGGAGAAUUAAAGCAUGCCCUUUCUGACAAGGCAUGUGUGAAAGCCUUUGACCCAAAGACAACUUGCUUACAGGAAUGCCUUAUCACCACCUUCCAGGAAGCCUACUUUGUUUCAGAAAGUUUUGAAGAAGCCAAAGAAAAGAUGAGGGACUUUGCAAAGUCAAUUACCCGUCCCUUCUCUGUAUACUUCAAUCCCUACACACAGAGUAUUGAAAUUCUGAAAGACACCAGAAGUAUCGAAAACGUGGUGCAGGACCUUCGCAGCGAUUUGAACACAGUGUGUGAUGCCUUGAACAAAAUGAACCAAUAUCUGGGGAUUUGAUGCCCGGAACCGGUGUUGUUGCCAGCAUGAUCUUUUUGGGGAUUAGCAGCAAUUUGGUCAAUGUCAUUUAACACUGAUAACUUUCUGUGUCAUGGCUUGGCUAGUUAGCAUGCAAUUCCACAUAUCUGUACCUACUUGUAACUUACUGUGUUAGUAUGUAAAACACCAAAAGAAACCCAAAUAACUACUUGUGUGAAAGAGUGUAAUAUGUUUAAAUGUCUUAAAUCGAUUUGACAUUGCUGCUUAGGGUCCUUAACCAAACUGCAUCUAUUUAAAAUUUGUAACAAAUAACCCUCUUAGGAUCCUAGCUUAUGCCCUUUUCUUUCUCAGAUUUGAGCCUUUUCUUCUGUGUUCAUUACAUAAAAUGAAAACAACAGUGAAGCUGUUUCUAUUUUCAAUAGUAUCAAUGUUUUCACAGUAUUAUUUGAGACAAACCUAGAACUGUAGGAAACUUCCCAUCGCAGUAACAAAAGAUGCAAUAUUCUGUUUCAAAAAUUGUUCAGGUAACAAAGUAGCUGGAAUGAUUUUUAGGUUGAAUAUAUAUAAAAUGCAAGAAAAGAGAAUGUUUUACAAACAAAAUGUAUAGGUUGCAUUGACCUUGUAGAAACUGAGUUGUGAGAAGCUUCCUGAAGUAUUUUGGAAGAUAAUAUGUCUAGAAAGGACAUUAGGAAAAACUAAACAGUGGGCAAUAAAUCUUGUGACUAUGAAUUUUACACUGGAAUAAAGUGAAUUAUCAUGCACAGAUGUUUAACCCAUUUCUCUAGUUCAGAGGAGAAUAAAAUCACAGAGCUAUAAAGAUCAUCUUUGAUUUAAAAGAUGUGAAAAUUGAGUCACAGAGAAGUUAAGUGAUUUGCCCAAAGCAGCACAGUUAAUUGUAUACCUACAUGCACAGUGUGUUGCAUUUUCCUUUUGGAUUGCUGAGCAGUUCAACUUGGUAUAUGCUCGUGUUUAUGUGUCAUCAGAGAAGGAAAACUAAUGCCUAUCAAAACUAAUGUUUAUCACUAUAUAGGACUUGGUUUGUGAUCUAGGGUUGCCAACAGUAUAUAUAAUGUUUCCCCUCAUGGCCCCAAACCAAGCCAGAUCUAAGGGAGGUUAUUUCCCAAAGUUUGGACAACUUUGGGCAAACAGUAGUGAUACACCACAAAUUUUUUGUGAUCCUUGACAUAGAAGAUAAAAUCAGGUGAUUAAGUGAACAAACAAAAACCUGCUGAAGGAGUGCAUGAAUUUCAUCUUUUGAUUCCCUCGCCAAACACAACUACCGUUCCUUCGAUUCUGCUUUCAGUAGUGCAGAAAACUGGAUGGGGAAGGAGAGGAC